AUGUUAGGCAGCACUAGAUGGCCCAAGCGUGCCGGCUUCCAUUUCAAACCAAUAUUACCACCUGCUCACUCCGUCAUUCACUGCGUGCUUGAUAGCGAUAUGGAAUCAGCUCCUUCCAGCUUGACACCAGAUGGGACUUACCGAUCUUUUCCUUCUUCAGUUUCGACCCCCAGUGUCACGAACAAGAUUACUUCCAAUUUACCGUGCUAUUUCUUCCGCGCUCUUGGAGCGCGCGACGCAAAUAGCAGCCUCCGACGUGACAUCUCCCCGAAAGAUGUUGAAGACUUCGCCCAAACCCCAAGAGGCAAAACCCUGAUACGUAGAAUAUUAGAGAUUAUCCCUCCAGCCCCCACCAGCCAGAAGGUUGCGGAGGUUGGAGAGGAAACCUGGGCGAAGAUAUUGAACAUCCCCGAACUGAUUGCGUACCUAACUGUUACGAAACGUCCCGAUACAUUUCAGAGCCGUCUACGGCAAGUCUUUGCCGAACUUGCUGCCUACCUCGCAUCAGCUUACAAUGCCCCUUUCAAAUCCAAUGCGCGUGACGCACUUGUAGAGCACCUCCACACUCUUGACAACCGUUUCACCGACUCGGACCAAUCCUUGUACGCUAGGGCUUUCAGCAUAAUCAAUUCAUCAGGAACCGGAAAGUCCAGGACUGUCCAGCAGCUUGGGAUUGGUUCAGCCGGGGAACCAAUAGCUGCCGAUGCGCCUCCCAGCGCGGAGGAACCCAUCUUCUUGAUAGCUGCUGCUAAACAGUCCGCUGAGUCGUGGGAGGAUACAUGGAACGCAGAUGGAGACAACAACAUCCUAAGCAUUUCGUCACAGUGCUACGAGCGGUAUAUUGCCCCGCCUCUAAACAACCUCAUGGAAUAUUUGCAAAACAUCCGCGGCCAGCGCGUCCAAGCCAUCGUCUACUUCGAUGAAACGGGGACAUUGCAACUUCUCUAUCGGAUUCUCCUGAGACUGAGCAACCGCCAACCCAGGACGGUACCACUGUGGCUGGUGUUCAUGGCGACUAAUGUUUCUGUCACCGACUACAUGCCGACCCCGGAGCGCAUCAACUCGGCUAGGCUGAGUCCUGAGGGAGCGACUUUAAUCCCGCCAUGGUAUUCCCUUGGAUGGGAUCAUUGGGCGGAGAAGGCCAUUGAGAGUCGUACCAUGAAAGACCUACGGUCUUGGAAGCAUGCAUCAUAUUAUGGGCGUCCCAUGUGGUAUGCCCAUAUCUUGGCAGAUGAAUUGCACGACCUUCUCCAAC
Dacryopinax primogenitus is the source of this 1255-nucleotide messenger RNA. RefSeq lists its product as uncharacterized. NCBI's taxonomy places the organism in Eukaryota, Fungi, Basidiomycota, Dacrymycetes, Dacrymycetales, Dacrymycetaceae. The annotation marks the transcript as partial. The transcript is spliced from 9 exons. The record is from RefSeq and is a predicted model, not a curated record.